Molecule: messenger RNA, 693 nt
Organism: Arachis stenosperma
Lineage: Eukaryota; Viridiplantae; Streptophyta; Magnoliopsida; Fabales; Fabaceae
Exons: 1
Coding region: 1-693 (230 amino acids)
Source: RefSeq, a predicted model, not a curated record
AUGUGGCACCCACUCAACAACAAAGAAGGCCUCAGAGAAGGAAAAGAACAUCACAAGAAGAACCUCAUCAAGAAGAGCCUCAACGAAGAGAAUACCAGCAAGAAGAGCAAUAUGAUCCAGUCAACAUACAUAAACAUGAGUCACAUUCAAGGAGCCAUUGAGGAUCUUGCAAGGAGAUAUAUGGAGGGGCAAGAACAACAAUUGCACUUCCAAUCUCAAAUGAUGAAUCACCAGGCAAGGCUGCAUAAACAACAAAUGGAACAGCAACAGGAACAUUACUCCCGGCUUGCCCAAACCAUCAACCAAGUGUCCGAAAGGCAAGAGCGUCAAGACAAGUGCCUCCAAGAACUCAACCAACGUCAAUUAGCUCAAAUGAAAGCAUUCAACAAGUUCAAUGUGCUUAAUGAAGGGCGGCAACUACACAGGGAAGAAUAUGAUGUAAACACUCAGGCCAAGUUGACUUAUAUGGCUGGACAUAUGCACAAUUUGUACUCUGCCAUCCCAAGGUAUGAUACAGUUCACAAAGAUCUAAAAGAACAAGAGGAGGAGAAGGUGAAACAACAGAAAGAAACAUUGAAGAAGAAGAUGGAGAAUGCUAGCUUCUGGAAAAAGUUGAUCGAAAAACACAAAAGAAGUGGAGAUUCGAGCAAUCAAGAAGGAACCCAAGAGGAGGAAGGAAACAAAGGUACAUGA